Molecule: messenger RNA, 1626 nt
Organism: Closterium sp. Yama58-4
Lineage: Eukaryota; Viridiplantae; Streptophyta; Zygnematophyceae; Desmidiales; Closteriaceae
Source: the annotation of a GenBank genome assembly
AUGAGAUCGGCGCCAGGACCCCAGCCGUCGAAGAGCGAUCCCUGGGAUCUGGCAAGAGGCCAGCGGGGCGCGGGAGUAAGGCGUCAGGAGGACGCAGAUGAGACGGAGUCGCUGACGUCAGCAAACGAGGCCAGCGGCGAGGAGUCGGCGGAGGAUUACCUAAAGGACGCGCCGGGCAGCAUGUGCAAGGCAGGCGAGAGGGGUCACGGAGAAAAACGCGAAGAGCGAGGGAAGGCGACAGAUGCAGAUCGCGCACCAGAGGAGAUGCGCGGAGGUGACGUGAGGCGCCAGGGGAGCCGCGCGGAUGCAGAUCACGCACCAGAGGAGAUGCGCGGAGGUGACGUGAGGCGCCAGGGGAGCCGCGCGGAUGCAGAUCGCGCACCAGAGGAGAUGCGCGAAGGUGACGUGAGGCGCCAGGGGAGCCGCGCGGAUGCAGAUCGCGCACAAGAGGAGAUGCGCGGAGGUGACGUGAGGCGCCAGGGGAGUCGCGCGGAUGCAGAUCGCGCACCAGAGGAGAUGCGCGGAGGUGACGUGAGGCGCCAGGGGAGCCGCGCGGAUGCAGAUCGCGCACCAGAGGAGAUGCGCGGAGGUGACGUGAGGCGCCAGGGGAGUCGCGCGGAUGCAGAUCGCGCACCAGAGGAGAUGCGCGGAGGUGACGUGAGGCGCCAGGGGAGCCGCACGGAUGCAGAUCGCGCACCAGAGGCGAUGCGCGGAGGUGACGUGAGGCGCCAGGGGAGUCGCGCGGAUGCAGAUCGCGCACCAGAGGAGAUGCGCGGAGGUGACGUGAGGUGCCAGGGGAGUCGCGCGGAUGCAGAUCGCGCACCAGAGGAGAUGCGCAGGAGUGGCACGGGGCGCCAGGGGAGCCGCACGGAUGCAGAUCGUGCGCCAGAGGAGGUGCGCGGGAGUGGCAUGAGGCGUCGCGGGAACAUGGCGGCAGAUAACGCGGCAGCUGGGCGUCGAGAAGAUGAGGGUCGAUGUCAUGAACCCGCAGAAGCGGACGGACGAAGGAAGCAAGUGAGUAAGGUGGGGGCAUGGGUGUGUGUGCAAGUAGCACCAGAAACGAAAGAGGAGGACAAGAAGGUGGGGGCAGGGGCGGAUGAACCAGUAGCGGCAGGCACGGAAGGGACGGACGAGAAGGUGGGGGCAUGGGCAGCAGCAGAAGGGGAAGAGAAGGACGAGAAAAAGGGGGCAGGGGCGUGUGGACUGGAAGCAGCCGGCGCGGAAGGGAAGAACGAGCAGGUGGGGGCGGGAGCGUGUGCAACAGCAGCAGCGAAGGCAGAGGGAAAGGAAGAGCAGGUGGGGGCGGGAGCGUGUGUAACAGCAGCAGCGAAGGCAGAGGGAAAGGAAGAGCAGGUGGGGGCGGGAGCAUGUGUACCAGCAGCAGCAGAGGCAGAAGGGAAGGACGAGAAGGUGGGGGCACGGUCGUGUACACCUAAGGCAGAGAAGCAAGUGCAGGGAAGGAUGAUGGCGAACCAGCAUGUGAGGGAGCUGAGGGAGGAACAUCCACAGCUGCUGGGGGAGAAAAUGGUGAAAGAAGCCGUGAGAGGAACGGAGACGGGUGGGAGGAGCAUGGAAGUAGAGAUGGCGUGCGACUGGGGGCAAGGAGACCUACGGGGGAAGAAGUAG